UUUUAGAACGGUUUCCAGAAGUGAUAGGAGGGAUUGGGCAGAGCAGCUAAAUAUAGUCCAGGGGCCAGGCUUAGUCUGGGAGGGUCUUCCGCUGAGCACUGUGUGCCCAUCACGCCAAGUGUCCACUGCCAGCUGCCCCUGUGAGUCCCCGUCCUUGCUUGGAGCCUGCUGCCUGUCUCAGAUCCUUGGACACAGCCCUGACCCCGGUCCAGCUAGGCCCGAUCCUGACCGGUCCUCCUUAGAGUCUCUUUCGGCCUAAGAUCUCCAACCAGACUCGUCCGCCAUGUCGGCUGCGCCCGGCCUCCUGCAUCAGGAGUUGUCCUGCCCGCUGUGCCUGCAGCUGUUCGACGCUCCUGUGACAGCCGAGUGCGGCCACAGUUUUUGUCGCGCCUGCCUGGGCCGCGUGGCCGGGGAGCCGGCGGCGGAUGGCACCGUUCUCUGCCCCUGCUGCCAGGCUCCCACGCGGCCGCAGGCACUCAAUACCAACCUGCAGCUGGCGCGCCUGGUGGAGGGGCUGGCGCAGGUGCCCCAGGGCCACUGCGAGGAGCACCUGGACCCGCUGAGCAUCUACUGCGAGCAGGACCGAGCGCUGGUGUGCGGAGUGUGCGCCUCACUCGGCUCGCACCGCGGCCACCGCCUCCUGCCCGCCGCCGAGGCCCACGCUCGCCUCAAGACACAGCUGCCACAGCAGAAACUGCAGCUGCAGGAGGCUUGCAUGCGCAAGGAGAAGAGCGUGGCUGUGCUGGAGCAUCAGCUGGUGGAGGUGGAGGAGAUGGUGCGUCAGUUCCGGGCAGCCGUGGGGGACCAGCUGGGCAAGAUGCGGUUGUUCCUGGCUGCACUGGAGGGCUCUUUGGACCGAGAGGCAGAGCGUGUGCGGGGCGAGGCAGGGGUCGCCUUGCGGCGGGAGCUGGGGAGCCUGAACUCUUACCUGGAGCAGCUGCGGCAGAUGGAGAAGGUGCUGGAAGAGGUGACCGACAAGCCACAGACUGAGUUCCUCAUGAAAUACUGCCUGGUGACCAGCAGGCUGCAGAAGAUCCUGGCGGAGUCCCCCCCACCCGCCCGUCUCGACAUCCAGCUGCCGAUCAUCUCAGAUGACUUCAAAUUCCAGGUGUGGAGGAAGAUGUUCCGGGCUCUGAUGCCAGCGCUGGAGGAGCUGACGUUUGACCCGAGCUCUGCGCACCCCAGCCUGGUGGUGUCUUCUUCGGGCUGCCGCGUGGAGUGCUCGGAGCAGAAGGCGCCGCCGGCCGGGGAGGACCCACGCCAGUUCGACAAGGCAGUGGCGGUGGUGGCCCACCAGCGGCUCUCGGAGGGCGAGCACUACUGGGAGGUGGAGGUGGGCGACAAGCCGCGCUGGGCGCUGGGCGUGAUCUCGGCCGAGGCCCCCCGCCGCGGGCGCCUGCACCCGGUGCCCUCGCAGGGCCUGUGGCUGCUGGGGCUGCGCGAGAGCAAGAUCCUGGAGGCGCACGUGGAGGCCAAGGAGCCGCGCGCGCUGCGCAGCCCCGAGAGGCGGCCCACGCGCAUCGGCCUCUACCUGAGCUUCAGCGACGGUGUCCUCUCCUUCUACGACGCCAGCGACGCGGAUGCCCUCGUGCUGCUUUUUGCCUUCCACGAGCGCCUCCCCGGGCCCGUGUACCCCUUCUUCGAUGUGUGCUGGCACGACAAGGGCAAGAACGCCCAGCCGCUGCUGCUCGUGGGGCCCGAAGGCACAGAGGCCUGAGCCGCCGGGUGGGCGGGUAGGGGAGGGGCGCAGGGGUUUGGGUAGGAGCUUGGGUAUCCUUGG
This is a messenger RNA of Cebus imitator (Panamanian white-faced capuchin), 1780 nucleotides long. RefSeq names its product tripartite motif containing 72 (gene TRIM72). NCBI's taxonomy places the organism in Eukaryota, Metazoa, Chordata, Mammalia, Primates, Cebidae. Gene Ontology annotation, molecular function: protein binding; zinc ion binding. The record is from RefSeq and is a predicted model, not a curated record. The transcript has 7 exons. Bases 284 to 1717 code for a protein of 477 amino acids.